AUGGUCGAGAAGAACAAUGGAUUGUUGAUGGAGCCAAUCAACAAGGACGAUAAGGACGGCCACAACAGUGAGAAUAAGAAGGCGGAGCUCAUCGCCGUCGGCCGCCAGCUCUGCAGGGAGAAGAAAAACGACAAUGCGUUAAUUAUAAAGAAGUCAACAAUGCCACCUGGUGUGCAAAGGGUCCUAAGGUAUAUGUUAUCCACCAUUGGUAUUGAUCCAUUAGAAUAUUUGAUUCCCGUGAGGGGCGGCGACCCAUGCUGGACGUGUGAUGAGGGGAGUGUUGUUGAUGCGACCUGGCGGACAGAUAUCAAGGGUGAUGUUGAGGCCGGCGGCAAAAUAAAUGGCCAAAUGGGGCUCCUCAAUGCAAGUGAGAAGGCUGAUUGA
Molecule: messenger RNA, 384 nt
Organism: Triticum turgidum subsp. durum (durum wheat)
Lineage: Eukaryota; Viridiplantae; Streptophyta; Magnoliopsida; Poales; Poaceae
Source: the annotation of a GenBank genome assembly